AACCGACAAGGGGUCCGUUAACCUCACUCAUCUCAUCCCACUCAUCUCAUCCCACCUUUUUUCCCCUUCUACCUUUAACAUCAUUGUGAGCAUCGACUUCACCACCCUUUGGACAACCUGCCAUUUUUGGUUUUUGUGUGUUCACCUUUAUCCUACCCACCCAUCCAAUGCUCCCACAUUAGUCCGAGAUCACCGCUCGCCUCGUCACGGUCACAGCACACCUCUCUCCUCCCUUUCAGGUCUCAGCUUCCUCAACCGAUCGAUCGCCCACCACCUUUUUGCAGGCAGGCUUCGAUACCCUAGUGAAGCUUCACCCACCCCCACCAUUACGGUCACGUUAUCACAAACUUGGGUCGCUUCAGGAAACACCACCCGACAAGAAGCUGGGAAGAUGGUCAAGAAGGGCGGCGCUUCUCUCGUCCCCGACGCCUGGGAGGAUGAUGACUGGGAGUCUGCAGCCGACAAGCUUGACGCCCAACCUACAGAGGUGCAGCCUGAACCGCAGGUACCGAUGACCAAGGCAGAGCGGCUCGCCCAGCAUGCCGAGCAGAAUAGAAAGCUUUGGGAAUCAGCUGACUCCCACGCCCACACCAAUGACCUUCCUCGAAGCCCAACCUCGGUACCCUCGCCACGGGCUUCAAACCCCAGGUCAAAGUCCUGAGCCGAAAACCGGCGCCCCGAACAAUCGCCCGGCGCGACCCCGUCACUGGCCUCCUCUCCCACCUGUCCUCGCUGACGACGACGCCGACGACCAACACGCCGAGAAGAAGCCGCAGCUCACGCCCGAGGAGAUUCGCGCCAAGCAGCAGCGCGAGCUCGAGGAGAAGCAGCGGCGGUACGAGGAGGCGCGCGCGAAGAUCUUUGGCGAGUCGAAUCCUUCCUCUGGCGCCUCGAGCCCGAGUGGGACAGUCACGCCACCUAGAGGGGGAGGAGGAGGUGCCGAGAACGAGAGAGGUGGAGGGCGCGGCCGUGGACGAGGACGGGGCCGUGGCGGUGGUGGUGGCGGUGGAUACCGAGGAACUCGAAUCGACAAGACGACCUACGACGACCUGGCAGCAGUCGAUCCGACGCCGUUCGCGCCGAGAGCGGUCGUGAGCUCGACCCCGGAUACGCACCCCGAGGCGGCUUCGGGAUGCAGAAGCGUGGGGGCGGCGACGGCCCAAACACGUACAACACGUACAACACAUACAACCCGCAUUCUGGACGUUCAACGAGAGACGUCGAGGACCAGCCCAAGCAGGCCAUUCAGCUCCACGCGGACCGGAUGGGACUGGAAGAGUGGAUUCGGCUUCGCCAAGCGAGGCACAAAGGAAGGAUGA
Colletotrichum scovillei is the source of this 1319-nucleotide messenger RNA. RefSeq lists its product as uncharacterized. The transcript is spliced from 2 exons. The record is from RefSeq and is a predicted model, not a curated record. Bases 540 to 1319 code for a protein of 259 amino acids. NCBI's taxonomy places the organism in Eukaryota, Fungi, Ascomycota, Sordariomycetes, Glomerellales, Glomerellaceae.